Messenger RNA from Linum trigynum, 1089 nucleotides. Lineage: Eukaryota; Viridiplantae; Streptophyta; Magnoliopsida; Malpighiales; Linaceae. The record is from the annotation of a GenBank genome assembly.
AUGAUAGUCUGGAUUCAAUUACCGGGACUCCCAAUUCAUUUCUACCACAAGGAAGUCCUGAUCUCUAUCGGUAAUUUGAUCGGGCGCACAAUCAAAUUGGAUUAUCACACCCUGAAUCAGCAAAGGGCCAAAUUCGCGCGUCUCGCCGUGGAGAUUGAUCUUGAGAAAGCUCUGGUGCCGAGAGUCUACCUUGAUGAUGAAUGGCAAAAAAUAGAGUACGAGAACCUCCCAGAGGUGUGCUUCGAUUGCGGUAAGAUAGGCCAUACUUCAAGCUGCUGCCCCAACCUCCGUUCGACCUCUCUGGUCGAGGCUCAAGCAGUGACCGGAAACAGAGGAUCGGAGGAGGUGGCUCCGACAACUUCAGAGACGGACGCCGGUUUCGGGCCUUGGAUGAUUGUUACCAAAAAGAGCCGCCGUAAUUAUCGGGAUAACAAUCGGAAUUGGAAGGAGGAGAAUGACGUUGGAAAAUCUUCUCAAGGCAAUGGAGGAAAGUUGGGCAAGAACGGAUCAAAAGGAAAGAAAAGUGUGGGACGCUCACCUUCUCCUCAAAUCUUGGUAGGCCAACAGACAUCUACUCCUGAUGCUAAACUUGUGGCAGCAGAGAAGAGGAAGGAGGAAAUAAAGAAAGGUAAGGAAAAGCUAGGCUCACCCCCAUCUUCUUCGGGCAAAGGCCUUUUGGGCCCAGGUCCUGCUCCAACCUUGGCAACCGGGCUCAAGCCCAAUAAUGGGCUAUUGAAAGCCUCUUCCUCCUCUGCUCCUUUCGAGUUGCCCAGAGAAAGGCAACCUGAGCCUCCAAAGACUGAGCGUUCAGCCCACAUAGCCAUCCCUCAAGCUCUUUCCUCUCUUCAUGUGCAAACUACAAUUGGGCCCAAUGGUACGAACAUUCAGCUCGUCACCAUCCAGCAACCCUCCUUCAAGCCAAAAUCACAAAUAGCCACCUCCCCGACGCCGACAACCCAGGGAAAACAAAAAGGCAGUAAGAGUUCCCAAUCCCGCUCCCGCAAAUUAUCUCCGAUCAAGAACAAUCAUCUUAAGCCGCUUCAAAUUUGGUCCCCAAUGAAAGAGAAGAAAAGCAAAGCUAAAUCUUGA